ACCACAAGUAGUAUUUGAACAUCUUAUAACAUUAUUGUUUUACCUUUGAAGAGUUGACUUCAAUUCCUUUGAUGGAGUUCGCAUCUUCUUCUUCAUCAUCAUCUUCAUCCUUCUUAAAAUCAGAACCCCAUUUCUUAUACGAUGUGUUCAUCAGCUUUGGGGAAGAAGAAAUCGGUAGAAAGUUCGUUUCUCAUCUCCAUUCUGCCCUUUUACAAGCUCAAGUCAAAACUUUUAUAGAUGUGGAGAAUCUGUCGAAGGAAAUGAAGUUGGAAGAACAUAUGCGAGCAAUUGAACGUACUAAGAUUACAAUAAUUAUUUUCUCCAAGAGAUACACUGAAUCUGCCUGUUGUCUUCUUGAGCUUGAAAAAGUCAUUGAAUGCCACCAAAGUUUUGGUCAAAUAGUUCUGCCUGUAUUUUACGAGAUUGAAGCAUUCGACGUACGUCACCAUAAGAAUGAUUUUGGAAAAGCUAUGGAAGAAACUGCACACAAAAGCUAUUCUGGAGAACUAGUGGAACAUGCGUUGUCCAGGUGGAGUCGUGCACUCUUCACAGCUGCAGGUAUCAUUGGUUGGGAUGUCACAGAUUUUUGGCAUGAUGCUCAACUUGUGAAGAAAAUUGUUGGCCGUGUUCAGACAUUACUGGACUACAAAGACUUGUUUAUUACCCAAUAUCCUGUUGCAUUAUUAGAGUCCCGCGUGGAAGACGUGAUUAAAUAUAUUGAAAAUCAACCCUCCAAAGUGUGUAUCAUAGGAAUAUGGGGAAUGAGAGGAUCAGGUAAAAAAACCAUAGCCAAAGCCAUCUACAAUCGAAUUUAUCGUGAAUUCAUUGGUAAGAGUUUUAUUGAGAAUAUUACAGAAUUUGGGGUUCCAGACAAUAAAAGCUAUGUUGGUUUGCAAAGACAUCUUCAUUUUGAUGUCCUAAAAUCUUGGUUUGAUGUGGACAGCAUUGGGAUAGGAAGAACUAUGAUCGAGAAGGAACUUUCUCAAAAAAAGUUGCUCAUUGUGCUUGACGAUGUGAAUGAUUUUGUCCAAUUUGAAAUCGUAUGCGGGAAUUGUGAAUGGUUGGGUCAAGGAAGUGUGAUAGUCAUUACAACUAGAGAUGUUCACGUGCUAAACGGAAUCAAAGUUAAUUAUGUUUAUAAAAUGGAUGGCAUGAACGAAAAUGAUUCCCUUGAGCUUUUAAGUUGGCAUGCUUUUGGUGAAGGAAAACCAAGAAAAGACUUGGAUGAUCUUGCAAGAAACAUAGCUGCUUACUGUCGAGGACUACCACUAGCUCUUGAGCUCCUUGGUUCCUUUUUAUAUGAUAAGACAAUGAACGAGCGGGAAAGUGUAUGGUCGAAACUAAAUAGAACUCCAAUGUAUGAUAUUGAAAGCAUAUUAGAAAUAUGUUUUGAGUUAGAAGCUAUGGAAAAGGAUAUAUUUCUUGAAGUAUGUCGUUUCUAUAUUGGUAAAGAAAGAGGGUAUGUGACAGAUAUAUUAAAUGCCCUGGGACUACAUGCAAAUAUUGGAAUAACAGUUCUCAUAGAACGUGGUCUUAUAAAAGUUGACAGUGAUAACAAACUUGAAAUGGAUCCUUUGUUACAACACAUUGGAAAAGAAAUUAGUCGUGAAAGAUCAAGCAGGGGAAUCGGGUCGAUUAUGGAUUCUGAAUGACGUAAAAGAUGUACUCAAAGAGAAUACUGCAACAACAUUCUUUAUAUCAUUGAAACUUCUUUU
This is a messenger RNA of Vigna radiata var. radiata (mung bean), 1715 nucleotides long. RefSeq names its product TMV resistance protein N-like. NCBI's taxonomy places the organism in Eukaryota, Viridiplantae, Streptophyta, Magnoliopsida, Fabales, Fabaceae. Gene Ontology annotation, molecular function: ADP binding. Bases 72 to 1652 code for a protein of 526 amino acids. The record is from RefSeq and is a predicted model, not a curated record. Gene Ontology annotation, biological process: signal transduction; defense response. The transcript is spliced from 2 exons.